Exophiala oligosperma is the source of this 2489-nucleotide messenger RNA. RefSeq lists its product as uncharacterized. The transcript has 4 exons. Lineage: Eukaryota; Fungi; Ascomycota; Eurotiomycetes; Chaetothyriales; Herpotrichiellaceae. Gene Ontology annotation, biological process: regulation of actin filament polymerization. The record is from RefSeq and is a predicted model, not a curated record. Bases 181 to 2373 code for a protein of 730 amino acids. Gene Ontology annotation, molecular function: protein binding.
GUGCAAUACGGGGCACAAUACUUGUCCCCGCCAGAUCUUCGGCCUUUCAACCACGACGAGAUCACUGCACCACAUCACGGCUGCGGAAUAGGACAAACAGGCCAUUUGCCUGGUCUCAUGGAGUCUCGUUGAAACUAUGGAGUAGCAUGUCUCGUGUCUGGCCGACCUGCCUCCAUCAUCAUGGCCCAUGUCGCAACUGUCAGCUUUGGCGCCGAACUCAAAGACGGCUACAAGGCUGUCGACAAUUGGGUCGGUCUCGGCAUCAACUGGCUCACCGAAAUCCAAGAAUUCUACCAAGAGCGGUCCGCGAUCGAGAAAGAAUACAGUCAGAAGUUGACUGCAUUGGCCAAAAAAUACUAUGACAAGAAAUCAAAACGGUCUAGCAAUCUGAGUGUUGGAGACAAUCCUGCCCUGACGCCAGGUUCUUUGGAAGCGGCGUCUCUCACCACAUGGACGACGCAACUGUCAACAUUGGAAGCCAGGGCGAAUGAACACGGCAAAUUUGCGCAAGAUCUGAUAAGCCAGGUUGCGACACCGCUGGAGUAUAACGCAAGAAAACUCGAAGAGCUGAGGAAAAGCCAUGGGGAAUACAACAAUAAGCUGAUCAAGGAACGAGAUUCGUCCUAUGGCGAAUUGAAGAAGCUGAAAACAAAGUAUGACAGCGUAUGUCAAGAGGUGGAAAAUCGAAGAAGGAAAGCAGAAUCUGGGUUCGACAAAGCUAAGGCUCAAAAUGCGUACAACCAGCAAAUCAUGGAGAUGAACAAUGUCAAGAACACUUAUUUGAUUGGAAUUCAUGUGACGAACAAGCUGAAGGAAUGCUACUAUCACGAAUAUGUUCCGGAGCUUCUGGACUCAUUACAGGACCUGAAUGAAACGAGGGUGUCGAAAUUGAACUCUUUAUGGUUGGUGGCGACAACCCUCGAGACGAACACCCUCAAACGAAGUAUUGACCAUCUAUCACAUCUGGCAUCAGAAAUACCUAGAAACAAUCCUAGUCUCGACAGCAACAUGUUUGUUCGACACAACGCUGUACAAUGGCAGGAACCAUCCGACAUGGCAUUCGAACCAUCUCCGGUCUGGCUGGAUUCUGACAACAUGAUGACGGAUGAGACGUCGAAGAUCUUUUUGCGCAACAUCUUGCAGAAGAGCAAACCUCUUGUUAGCCAGCUCAAGACUGAUUCUGCACAAAAACGCCGCGACCUCGAGAAUGUCAAGAAAGCUAGACAGAAUAUUCGAGAAGGCAAAGACAAGCGCGAUGAAGUCUUGUGUGUGGUCUCACAGUUUAACGUGCAGGAAGAAUUACACGCAAUCGAUCGAAAACGAUUGACUGCCGAAGUCGAGACGUCGACCAUAACAUCCGUGGUAGGCGACCUCAGUAUGUAUGGAAAGAGUCAUGCAUUCAAAUCGGAAACAUUCAAAAUCCCUACAAACUGUGAUCUUUGUGGAGAUCGAAUAUGGGGUCUCAGCGCCAAAGGCUUCAUUUGCACUGAUUGUGGAUUUACAUGUCAUAGCAAAUGCCAGAUGAAAGUCCCUGCCGAUUGUCCUGGUGAACAGACCAAGGAAGAAAAGAAGAAACUGAAGAUAGAGCGACAAGCAGCAGCGUCUGUGGCCGUCGAAGCUCCAGUCCCCAACGGUCAAAACUCGGCUCCGACGCUGACCAGGCAGGAUACAAUGAGCAGCCUCUCGUCCGGCUAUGCGGCGAGCGCCACACGCUCUGUCUCCGGGACCAUUCCAAGAUCCACGGGCGAAGAAUUGAGCUCCCCCUUGACUACGAUAACCUCGAGCUCCGCCUCAACCUCUGGGGCUCGGCGGAACCGGAUAGUUGCUCCUCCGCCCACCACUUAUGUAAGCGCACCUUCGGAUUCGGCUCUGAAUGGGAGUGGCCAGAAAAGGGGUAAAAUGUUGUAUGCCUACGAGGCAAGGGACGACGGUGAAAUCUCUCUGCCCGAAGGUACGGAAUUCAAGAUUGUGGAACCCGAUGAUGGUGGCUGGACAAAAGUCCACGCCGGCAUGGGUAAAGAAGGCCUGGUACCGACGGCUUACCUCGAAGAGUUACCUACGCCUGCGAGCACGCCGGCCCAGGAACGGCCGCCGUCACUGUAUUCGAAUUCGAGUGCGUCGCUGGCGUCUUCCAACAUGGCGAGUGCCGGCAGGAAGAAGCAAGGUCCCGCGGUGGCGCCCAAACGCGGAGCCAAAAAGGUGAAGUACGUGGAGGCGUUGUAUCCUUAUACUGCUCAGAGUGACGCCGAGUUCGACAUGGCCGAAGGCGAAAAGUUCAUCUUGAUCAGCAUGGGCGGCGGUGAUGGAUGGGCAGAUGUCGAAAAGAAUGGUGAGACGAGAAGUGUCCCGGCGAAUUACAUACAAGAGAUCUAGAUGAUAGAACCUUGUUUCUGAGAGCGAGCAUAUCACUACUACUUGGUACAACGUCCGACGUCUUUGGUCUCUCCUUUUUUUUGGACCGCCUUUACAGCCAUGUUGCCUAGAAUGAC